This is a messenger RNA of Vollenhovia emeryi, 1271 nucleotides long. RefSeq names its product THAP domain-containing protein 4-like. Lineage: Eukaryota; Metazoa; Arthropoda; Insecta; Hymenoptera; Formicidae. The annotation marks the transcript as partial. The record is from RefSeq and is a predicted model, not a curated record. The transcript is spliced from 3 exons.
AAAUUUCUUAUAAAAAAUGAUGCACUUAAAAAAUUCAAUCCCUUCCUGUAGUAGCGCUACCCAGGAUGAACGACAUGGACGUGAUAGUAGGUCUUUUUAAGAUUAAGGUUAGAGCUUCAUUUUCUAAAAUGAAAAAGAGUUUUAAUAAAUUAUCAGCCUCCCGGGGGAUACGAGAGCGAUCCAUCUACGUGCUUCCGAGUCUACACCUACAUUCUACAGUCGCACUUCCGCCUAUCGUCGGUGCGAGGGAGGCUCGAUCACGGAACGCGACCCACCGGAGAGAGACAACCCGCGGCUUCUGUGACUCAAGAUGAACGCGCGCGCGCGUUGACAUGUCGCCGACAAAGUCGACUUUUAUAAGUCGACUUUUAGUCGACUUAUAAAAGAUGACUUUAAGUCAACUUUCCCUCAGUUUUAAGAGUCUACUAAAAGUCGACUGAAAGUCGACUUUCCGUCACCUUGUGCUGUUAGGGUAAUGGUACUGCCAUAUUUUUGUCAUGUAAGAUCUCGUGAUUCAAAGAUAUGUGUUAGGUCUUUAUCUCAUUAAUGGCACCCGGCACAGAGCCGACACGGUCACGUCGAACCAAGAAUCGAAAACAAAUCCGCAAACAAUAAUAUAACAGUCGAUACAAUAUCAAAUAGCUUACCCUAGAGACCCUCUAAUCAGAGUCUGGCCAACAGAAUGGUCCGCCAUGUUUAGUCAAAUCCAACGAGAGAGAGGGCAGUACGAAUAUCUCACUCUCUCUUUAAGCUGCCCUCAGAUCGAGACAUAACCUAAAAUAUAACCGCACAUCUAUCGCACGAAGUUUAAUAGUUUGAUAACAGUUUGCUGUUUAUUGCAAAAAUGGGUGGAUGUGCAGCACCAUUUUGUAACAACAGCUCGACAAAGGAAUACGUCAUGAGGGUAUUCCCCAGAGAUCCGGUACGUCAAGCUGUCUGGAUAAAAAGUAUGGGUUGUGAAAAUUGGUUGCCAACAAAAAACUCAUAUCUUUGUGAGAUACAUUUCGAACCAGAAAUGUGGGAACAAAGAGCUGACCACAAGGUCAAAUUAAAACCAAAUGCUGUGCCUACAAUAUUUGGUUAUUUUCUAAAGAAAAGAAAUGAAAUGGAUGGUGGCACACAAUCCAAUGAACCUUCGUGCAGUAAAGAAGCUAUUAUUAAUGAAAAUAACGCAGAUGAAAGUAAGACAUUGCAAAAUAAAAUGGACAGUGGUACAGAGUCCAGUUUAAGUAAACCUUCGUGCAAUGACGAAAUUGUAAGUAUUAAUGCUG